AUGGCGUCCAAGGCGCUUCACACCGUUUUCAGAGGGCUUGAGUUCCUUUGGGCUCUGCUAGUCAUGGCCCUCAUCGGCAACAUGAUUGCAACCGCCUACGCCGGCAACCCAAGCAUCGUGAACUAUUCCAUGUUUGUCGCCGUCUUCUCCAUGCUCAGUUUAUUCUACUUGAUCCCUGCGACAAUCAAGGACGGUCUCGGCGUUCCCAUCGCCGUGAUCGCCCUCGAUCUGCUCAAUGUGAUUUUCUACUUCUGUGCCGCUGUCGCACUGGCCGCCUAUCUCGGUGCUCACAGCUGCAGCAACUCGAGCUAUACGCACAGCAACUCCAUCACCAACGGUUCUCGAGACACCGAGAAGCGCUGCCGUGAGGCGCAGGCUUCCACCGCCUUCCUCUGGUUUGGUUUCGCUUGCUUUUGUGCUACUGCCUUCUUCUCGUGGCAGCAGAGCCGCGGAAGCGUCAACAUGCGCAGUAGCCGCGGUGCUCCGUCCAUGAGCCAGGUCUAA
This is a messenger RNA of Lasiodiplodia theobromae, 504 nucleotides long. Its product is annotated as Non-classical export protein. Bases 1 to 504 code for a protein of 167 amino acids. NCBI's taxonomy places the organism in Eukaryota, Fungi, Ascomycota, Dothideomycetes, Botryosphaeriales, Botryosphaeriaceae. The transcript is spliced from 3 exons. Gene Ontology annotation, cellular component: eisosome; plasma membrane. Gene Ontology annotation, biological process: eisosome assembly; protein localization to plasma membrane. The record is from RefSeq and is a predicted model, not a curated record.